AGUAAGGGCCCGCGCACCCCCGGGACACGAGCUGGGGCUUGUCCCUCCAGGCCUUCCUCUGCCCCAAGAGGCCCUCCCAAAGGUGCCCACUUCCCAGCGCUCCUGUGGGACCUGGAGAAAAACUUGCUUACAGUUAAGCUCAGUCUUCUGCACUGUUAGGAAGGCCCUUCGCUCUUCCCAGAGCCAGAAAGGAGUAGAUUUGGGGUUGGGAUUUCCCAACUCAUACAUCCAUUCAUUCCUUCAACAGGUUGUGAGUGCCUGCUGUAUACCAUGCACUGUGCCAGGCACUGAGACUUUGGCUGCAGGAGGGAAGGGCCAAGCUGGAAGUUUGAAUGGGCAGUCAUAGUUAAGACUUGAGGGGAAGGGACCAAACUCACCUUGUGCAUAGUGUCAGGGAGGCGACCCAAGGAUGACAUCAUAUGAGGGCCUGGGAGCAGGGAAGAAAGCUAGCUGGGUGCAGUGCAGUUUGCGUAUCAGGGGUUAGGAGGCAUGGAGCGGGGCUGGUGGGAGGCUGUAUCUUCAGACAGGGAACAGCAUUCAAAGGCUUCAGGUGAGAGGGAGCAUGGCUCCCUAGGAAUGAAUGCAUUUCAUCACCUGGAAGAGUAGAAACUGCAGGCUAGUGAAAGAUGAAGCUCGACAGAGGUUCCGGUUCUGUGGUGACCUGGACUGUCCUGACUGGGUCCUGGCAGAGAUCAGCACGCUGGCCAAAAUCUCCUCCGUGAAGCUGAGGCUGCUGUGUAGCCAGGUGCUGAAGGACCUUCUGGGACAGGGGAUUGACUAUGAGAAGAUCCUGAAGCUCACCGCUGAUGCCAGGUUUGAGUCGGGUGAUGUGAAGGCCACAGUGGCAGUGCUGAGUUUCAUCCUCUCCAGUGCGGCCAAGCAUAGCGUGGAUGGCGAGUCCUUGUCCAGUGAACUGCAGCAGCUGGGGCUGCCCAAAGAGCAUGCAGCCAGCCUGUGUCGCUGUUAUGAGGAGAAGCAAAGCUCCCUGCAGGAGCACCUGCGGGCCUGCAGCUUGCGAGUGAACAGGCUGACAGGCGUGGGCUGGCGGGUGGACUACACCCUGAGUUCUAGCCUGCUGCGGUCCGUGGAAGAGCCCAUGGUGCACCUGCGGCUGGAGGUGGCAGCUGCCUCGGGUGCCCCGGCCCAGCCUGUUACCAUGUCCCUCUCAGCAGACAAGUUCCAGGUCCUCCUGGCAGAACUGAAGCAGGCCCAGACCCUGAUGAGCUCCCUGGGCUGAGAAGAAGAGCUCACGGGGCCCAUGUGGAGCUGCCCUCCGAACUUCUCUUCAGGGGCUGCCCCAGCUCCAGGACCCUAGGGGCCUGGCCUCCUGCAUGUCUGGCUUCCUAGGUUACCACCUGAGAAUUCAGCCUAGGGAUCCUGAACACUGUUGCAGCAUUGUCUUCCCUCCCCCAUGAAAGGCACAUGUCAGUGGUUUUCAUGAGAAGGAAGAAUAAACAGAGGUGUAAAGAA
Molecule: messenger RNA, 1470 nt
Organism: Orcinus orca (killer whale)
Lineage: Eukaryota; Metazoa; Chordata; Mammalia; Artiodactyla; Delphinidae
Gene: COMMD4
Product: COMM domain containing 4
Exons: 8
Coding region: 581-1237 (218 amino acids)
Source: RefSeq, a predicted model, not a curated record